UGACCAUGGUACCAUCCAGUAGUGUUGUUCCCUUGGAAAUUUUCUGUAUGAAAUCGACGGACACCUGCACAUAGCUGUAAGAGAAAAAAUGGCAACGGAGGAAGAAGUAUCACCACUACCAGUACCAGCAGCAGCAGUAGCAGAAGAAACUCAAUCAUACAUUCCUCCUCCUCCUUCUCCUCCUCCUCCAUCUUCAUCUUUCCCGGAAGUCGAAUCACCACCUGUAACUACAGAAGAAGGAGAAAGGGGAGGGCAGCUAUUGCCGGAAGAAGAAAAAGGGGUAGGAUGGAAGACUUAUUACAACAGCGCAGGAGAUUUGAAGAGAACCGUUUACGAAUCUACAGAUUCAGCUCUUCGUUCUGCUCGUUCUCUCAAACAAAAUUCUUCAACUCAUCUCCGCACAUUGCAGGAUUUCUUACCACAGCUAAAAUCUCAAUUUCAUUCUUAUGAAGAUGCUUUCUUCACAAAAUUCAAAGAUGAGUUGAUGAGUGCAAAAGAGAAUCCAGCUGUGGCUUCUGGAGUAGCUGUUGCAGCAGGUCUCUUACUUCUGCGAGGCCCAAGGAGGUUUUUGUUUCGAAAUACUUUGGGACGCUUUAGGAGUGAGGAGGCGCUAUACGUUAAAGCCGAGAAAAAUGUAAAGGAACUAAACCUUUCUGUUGAUAUAAUGAAACGAGAGAGUGCGAAACUGCUUGAAAGAUCUGCCCUUGCUGAAAAGGAUAUGAAACGUGGCCGCAAUGAGCUCGUGAAUGCUGGAAGCGACAUUCAAAGGCUUGCUAAGUCGGUUUAUAAGAUUGAAUCUCAAGCUACUGAUUUGAUGGAUGGGCUGCGACAAAUCCCAGGGAGAGAGGCUUUAAAACUCCGAGCAGAAGUUGGCACAAUGGCAUCCCUUAUACAACAGCAGAGGUCUGCUUUGGACAAAAAGAUUUUGAAGAUUUCCGAAUUAGGGGUUUCAGUAUGAACAAUAUGUAAGGUCAGAUCAUUAUCAGUAUAGGUUUUUGUAUAAGUUGAGCAAUAAAAACAACAUACACUUGAGCCUAGGGGUCUGCUUUAUUAUUUUCCUUUAUCCUCUUGGUGAUGUAUAAGUUGUCACAUUGGUUUCUUUUUGUUUUCAACAUUUUAAUGAAUGCUUUGAGAGAGAGAGAAGUGAGCAAAUAGAAAGGAUGUGUCUGAACAUUCCAUCAAAUAUUAAGAUGGUGUAUCAACAAAACCUUUUUUCAACUUGUGUUGGUAAAAUUUUGUUUUCAUUA
Papaver somniferum (opium poppy) is the source of this 1247-nucleotide messenger RNA. Its product is annotated as RGS1-HXK1-interacting protein 1-like. The record is from RefSeq and is a predicted model, not a curated record. The coding region runs from base 89 to 958 and encodes 289 amino acids. The transcript has 8 exons. NCBI's taxonomy places the organism in Eukaryota, Viridiplantae, Streptophyta, Magnoliopsida, Ranunculales, Papaveraceae.